Linum trigynum is the source of this 6101-nucleotide messenger RNA. The record is from the annotation of a GenBank genome assembly. Lineage: Eukaryota; Viridiplantae; Streptophyta; Magnoliopsida; Malpighiales; Linaceae.
UGCUCCAACCGACUCUUUCAAGUUCCAGCGCCUCCUUUAUCACCGAUCGUCCUACCAUUAGGGUUCUUUCUUUCGCGGCGGCGCUAAAUCCUCUCACCCGCCAACCAAUCUCCGAGAGAAGUAGAAGAGAGUAAAAAAAAAUGGGAGGCAAGUGUCCUAGCAGGAAGGUGAAGAAGAGAAGGUUCUCUCACAAGCAGGCUCGCCGCACCAAAUUCGAACUCAUGGGCGACGACGCGGUCUACGAUCAGUUGCAGAAGCCCGACGCCGUUAGGAAACCGAUGCCCUUCGACGAGGAUUUACCUGGCAUGGGACAGCACUACUGCUUGCACUGCGAGUAAGUAAAUUCCAUCUCUGGGUUUGAACUUAUAUAUAACUGGGUAUUCAAUUUCAAUUUUGUUGGGCGGUUCGGCGGAUGUUUGGCUUAAAGUGAUGAUGAGAUUGUUAUGGGAAGUUAGAUACUUUACUGUUUAUCCAUACAAAAGGAUCAAGGAAUGAAUACCGGGGAUUUGAAAUGGUUUUUCCAUUGUUGUAAAUAAGUGAAAGGUUAGGACUUUGAUAUUUUGGGCCAAGGGACGGAGACAUGGUAUUUCGGUUUCAUCUUUAUUAUGGACUGUGUUUUCGCCCUUUUGGGUUUACUAGAUUUGGCCAUUGUGCUAAAUUUGGUGUGUUAUCACUUUUCAGCCGAUUUUUCGCCAACGUGACUGUUAGAGACGAGCAUUUCAAGACCAAGAAGCAUAGGAGACGGUAAGCGACUGUUGACAUCCUGAUCAUUUAUUUUGGUGUUCGUAAUCUUCUUUAGACGUGCAUAUUUGAUAGAAGGAAAGGUUUCUCAUGCUGAUAUUUGGUUGUUCCGAGAGCUGCUUAGGGAAAUGUUUGCAGCGUAAGAUUGUCUAGCCACACAGUAUAUGCCGCUUCGAGCGCCUCCUUAGCUUCUUCAUCUUGGUUGAUGCAAAUUCUAUGGUACCACUUGGCGUUUAAGUAUCCAAGUUUUAUGCUGUUAGCUAGCUAAGAACUCAUUCUGUUAAGAUAUUAGAACCAUUUCUUAUUUUGUUUGCACUAACAUUAGAUACCAGUCAUGUUGUACUUGUAUCCAAGUGGUAUGCUCAACAUUGAGAAUUAGUCGAUGUAAUGUUUAGUAUUAUCGGACUUCAAUGUCAGCAAGUUCUUUAGAUAGCCUGAUUCAUUUGGGGACUGACCUAGGCAUGAAUUGGAGGAUUAGAAUGCUUGUAUAUUCCUUUGAACAAUGAUGAAUUGGACAAUAAGGUUGAACGUAACCUUUUUCUUCCCAGAUUAUUGUUACUCAUGCAUCCCUUACUUUUUUGUUGCAUAUACAUGCAAUGUUUAUUUUCAUGCAUGUCCAGAUUGUGGCAGCGUCUGAUGUUAACCAUUGUUGUUUACAGGGUGAAGAUGUUGAAUGGUCCUAAACCACACACUCAACUUGAUGCUGAGUUAGCAGGUGGUAUGGGAAUGCCAGACAACGGUCCUAAGCUUAUGUCAAUGUGAAACUACAAGGUUUCUUUCCUUCACAUUUCCUCGCAGCUUCCCUUUCUGUAGAUUUCUUUUGGAAGCUAGCAACUUCAAGGUCACUUUUUAACUUGUUUGGGACUUGCCGCAUUGUAAAAUCAGUGACCCCUGUAGUGUUUCUCUUAUUACUGCAUCAAUACAAAUGGCAAUUAGCUACCCACUUGAAGUACGAACCAAGUGCGAAUCAUCUACCUUUACCUCGCCUCUACACAUUUGUAAUAGCAUGCUUGUUUCCUUAUUGGUUUUAUCAAUGACGUUGUCUCUUUCUGCUCUUUCAAUUCAAUGGAAUCGUGUGGCUUAGUCCCUGUGUCUUCUCUGCCAGCCAUUUUGUUGUCCAUGAUUCAAGAAUCCAUGGAGAAACAUGAUGUAAAACAAGCAACUCUCCCUCUUUAUCAUGCCUGCCUACUAUUGGGAUGAAGUUGAGGCCGCAAGAACUGUUGAAACAGGAACACAAGGUGGACCAUCACCCUGGUCCUCAUCAAUGGCUCCUGAUCUCCAUUGUUUUGAAGGGCAGAGCACCAAACAAUCAUGAGAUGCGACAUAGAGUGGUUAUUAUGGAGGGACCUGGUUCGUUUUGUCAGUUAUUCAAUGUCUUCCAGUGUUCUGGCACUUCCAAUGGCGACAAAGAAGCAAUUGAUUCAACUGUCUCAGUAGUUGGGCUGCGUGUAUCUCAUUCACCAUCCUCCUAAGUUCCACGAGUCUUUACAAGGCAAAAUGUCUCAUCCAUAUGUCCCUUGCAAACAACCUGUAAGAACCUGGCAUCCUAAUGCAGAACAAGUAAGAUAAGGGUUGACCUGUUAGCCUGCAAGCAAUUACUGAAGUUGUCAACGGGAAUCCGACAAAACUUCAUAUUCAAAACCUCAAACAUUGUCCAAUGGUUUUUAUCUGCGACAUCAGAUUCAGAAUGGUCACUUUGAUAAUCGACACGAGCUGCCCAAGUCCGGCAGAUUAUCCCAAGAUCAACCCACAACAGGACACUAUAAGUUCAACAACAAAAACAAUAAAGUACAUGAGUAAUAUAUCAUCCUAGGCGCUGAUUGAGGUAUUACACAGUAGCACCCUCUGCAACUAAUGAUCAUCUGCUCCAUGAUUGUUCCUGCUGUCAUAUGUGUUCUGCUGAGCUGGAUGUGUGUUGCAGGUAGCAGCAGCUGCAGUCAAGCUGAAAGAGAAGCCCUUAUAAAUUUCAAAGUCGGUAUCCAAGACCCUUCAGGCCGGCUAUCUUCUUGGGAUGACAGCAACGGAGACUGUUGCAAAUGGCAUGGCGUUGAAUGUCGCAACACUACUGGUCAUGUCGUUGAGCUUCAUCUCGGAUGUCCUGGUUGUGGUGGGAAUUCUAUGAUCAAGGGCAAGAUAAGUCCUUCCUUACUUGGGUUGAGGCAUCUGAGAUAUUUAGACCUUUCAGGUAACGACUUUCAAGGGAUUCCGAUUCCAGGUUUUCUAGGCUCCAUGAGCAGUUUGAAUGCUCUUUUCCUUGGUGGAGCUGGAUUUGCCGGAACCAUCCCUCACCAACUUGGAAACCUCUCAAACUUGCAACAUCUUAGUCUGCGCGCUGGUCAUGGCUAUGUACUACAUGCUGAUACUUUGCAGUGGCUCCCUGGUCUUUCUUCGCUACGAUAUCUUAACUUGAGAGAGGUUGAUCUCAGCAAUGCUUCCGAUUGGCUCAGCAUGAUAAACACUCUCCCUUCUCUUUCUGAACUCUAUCUUUCGAGUUGUCGAAUAAGCCACAUUCCAUCACAUUUGAUGAAUGUCAACCUUUCAUCAUUGGCUGUUCUUGACCUGUAUGGCAAUAAAUUUGCUCCAACCUCGCUUCCCGUCUGGAUUUCUCAUCUCAAAGGCCUGACGUCUUUGGAUCUAAGGUUCAACAAUCUCGGAGGUCCAAUUCCUGAUGAGCUUCAGAACCUUACCUCCAUAAGAGCUCUUCAACUGUCUUUAAACGACUUCAAUGGUUCCAUACCAGACUGGCUGUUCAGUUUUCCCCACCUAGAGGACAUAGAUUUCUCUGGCAACAAUUUGGUUGGUAAAAUAUCAAGCUCAAUUGGGAACUUGACCUCUCUUGUCGACCUCGACUUGUCAACCAACUGGUACCUUGAAUUUGAAGGAGGGUUUCCAGCGUCAAUCAGAGGGCUUUGCCGAUUGAGCUCGCUCUCUCUAUCAGGUAUAACUGUAAAGCAUAGUUUAUCAGAUGUGCUUGAAAUCCUUGGUGGAGACUGCCCUUCAGAAACACUUCAGGUACUGACUCUUGGGAAUUGCCUGCUAUUUGGUCAGCUGACUGAUGACAUUGGCAAGUUGAAGAGACUAAACCGUCUGGUGCUCUCUAACAACUCCAUAAAUGGUCCCCUGCCAGCGUCAUUUGGGGGCAUGGCAUCCUUGGAGUACUUGAGAAUGGAAGGAAACAAUAUAAAUGGGACUCUUCCUGCGAGUUUUGGCCAACUAGCAGAGCUGAGAAAUGCUGACAUUUCUCAGAACUCAAUUGAGGGUGUUGUUUCCUCUGACAUUCACUUUGCCAAGCUCACCAAGUUGGCUAGUCUCCGCGCAGCUGAAAACAAGAUAGUGUUGGAAGCGAAACCAGGUUGGGUUCCUCCCAAGCAGCUUGAGAUACUGGACUUAAGUUCAUGGUAUGUUGGGCCUCACUUCCCCGUAUGGCUCCGAGAAUUCGAGCAUCUCAUGUCCCUUGAUCUCUCCAACUCUGGAAUUCUAGAACCCAUUCCUGAUUGGUUCUGGGGCAUGCGUUCUCAGUUCUUCUAUCUCAACAUGUCUCACAAUCAGAUCCCUGGGAGACUUCCAAAUUUCAUCUCAGUUCGUUACUUUGACUCAUUGUUUGAUUUGAGUUGGAACAGCUUGGAGGGUCCCUUGCCAGUUAUCUCUUCCAACAUGACUUUCUUGGACCUUUCCAACAAUUUGUUCUCCGGCAACUUGCUCAAGUUCUUGUGUUUCAAUCCAUCUCAGGCAAGGGAGACAGAGUUUCUGGACCUUCACGGCAACUUAUUGUCCGGAGAGAUACCCGAUUGCUGGAGGAGUUGGCAGAACUUGAAGGUCUUAAGAUUGGGCAGGAACAACUUAAAAGGGAAGAUCCCAGAGUCCAUUGGAAGCUUAAGCAACCUUCUGUCGCUGCACAUUCAGAACAGCAGCCUGAGUGGUGCAAUCCCUUCAUCCCUUGCCAACUGCUCAAACUUGGUCUCCCUCGACUUAGCUGACAAUGUGCUGGAAGGCAACAUUCCAGAUUGGAUUGGGGAGCGCUGGCUAUGGAAGCUGUCCAUCUUAAAUCUGCGCAGGAAUAAGUUCCAGGGAAAAUUUUCUGAGCAGCUUUGUUCUCUGCAAUACUUGCAGAUCCUGGACCUUUCACAUAACUUUCUGUCUGGGAACCUGCCACAGUGUGUGGGUAACCUCAGUGCCAUGUCUGGUUCUAGAAAUGACGAUAAUUAUGAUGAUGAUCAAGCAGUGAUUUACCUGUUCUUUGGCGGAGCCAAAUUGUUUUUGGAAUACCAAGUUCUGGUAGCACAAGGGCAGGUCAAGGCUUACAGCACCAUAUUGAACUAUGUCAGGAGUUUGGACCUUUCAUGGAACAACCUGUCAGGAGAAAUCCCAGAAGAGAUCACAAGGCUUGGGGAUCUGAAAUAUGUCAACUUAUCGCGUAAUUCAUUCUCGGGUGGGAUUCCAGGGGAUCUAGCUUCCAUGACAUCCUUAGAAUCACUGGACUUGUCUGGAAACCAGCUAUCUGGAGCAGUCCCUACAGGCUUGGCGAGCCUGACUUUCCUGAACCACUUGAACUUGUCGUACAACAGCUUGAGCGGGCGAAUUCCUUCGAGCACUCAACUGCAGAGCUUUGAUGCGUCCAGCUUCAUGGGCAACAAGGGACUCUGCGGCCUUCCACUGAGUGCAAACUGCAGCAGCAGAAACAACUCUGUGACGGCGGGUUCUUCUUGUGAAGAGAAUGAAGACUACUGUGAUGAUAUGGAGUGGUACGGCAUCAGCAUUGUGCUUGGCUUUCUUGUUGGAUUUUGGGGCGUAGUUGUACCAAUUGUUGUUAACACAAGAUGGAGAAGCUUGUAUUUUGGUUUCUUGGAUCGCAUGGGGAGCAAGAUCAGGACCUUGUUCAUGGCUGGCGCUGGUGGAGCCUUUCAUGGAGCAAGAGAUGAUUCCUGGUGAUUGUCUUGCCGAAUCUGAAAGUAAUUUCUAGGGUUCUUCGAGAUUGAUUUGGGGAUUUAACUAUAUAUUAUAUACUCAUGAAUCAUGAUCAUAAUAAGAACAGGGAUAGUUUGUAUUCUCCAAUUGUUUUAGUGAAAUUGUUAUCAUGUUUGUAUUCCUUAGAAUUCAUUAUAUUUUAAUAUUUUGUAUGUUCAAACGAUACAUGUACAAAAUGAAUAAUUGUACAAUUUUCGUUUUUAUAGAUCAAAUUGUUGCAAUUGUAAGUAAUGUUUAGGAUAACUGAUGCAUUCAUGCAUUAUCGGGCAUGGUCAUUUUUAUUAUAGUUCGAGUCUUUGCAUUAAUUGUUUGUUAGAUUUUUGUUUUUAUUUGUUUUUAUUUGGGUUAUUCGUAUAAGUUUUUCUUUAGAAUUAUAAUGAAUUAGUGUUUAUGGC